Molecule: messenger RNA, 1264 nt
Organism: Thamnophis sirtalis
Lineage: Eukaryota; Metazoa; Chordata; Lepidosauria; Squamata; Natricidae
Source: RefSeq, a predicted model, not a curated record
CUUUAAUUCAGCAGGCCCCACUUUAAGUUAUAUGAAUGUUGUGCAAUUUUAAUGUCUGUUCUUUUUAAUUUUUAUAUGUUCCUCCUCCCUGCUUUAUCUGUAAGCCGCCCUGAGUCUCUCGAGAGUGGGCGGCAUACAAAUCCUCAUAUGUAUUUACGUUUACGUAAACAUAAACGUAAAUACAUAUGCUGGUUUUGGGGGCACUCAGGAAAUAGAAAUUUGUAGCUCCCAGUGUUUUCUUUUCCGUGGGAAACGGGUCCAAAUGGCUCUUUGAGUGUUAAGGUUGCUGACCCCUGACCUAUAUGAUGAAAAUUCAGGACUUUGAUACCUGGCAUGGAUUUUAUGAUGUUUGCAGUAUCUCAAGGUCAUGUGAUUGUCACUUGCAAUCUUCCCAGCCAGCUUCCAAAAAAGCAAAAGCAAUGGGAGAAGCUGGAUAUGAUUAAUGACCAUAAGCUUCACUGAACAAUCACGGUGAUUUGCUAUACUGUGGCAAAAAGGAUUGCGAAAUCAGACAUGACUCAAUUAACAACCACUUUGCUUAGCAACGGAAGCUCCAAUCGUAGCUGUGGUUGUAUGUUGAGAACUACCUGCAACUGGUACAUCCGUUUAUUUAUUUUACAGUGACAAGCCAUUAUUUAUGGUGGCAAAUCAUAUUUAUUUUAUUAUUCUCUAUGUGCUUUCUUUGAGUUAUUAAGUACAGAUACAGUAAGAGGCAGGCAUAAUGUAGUAAACACUUAAAAUUAUGAUGAUGUUAGUUUUAUCAUUAUUUGAAUGUCAAUUUGUAUACAUAACAGGACACAAAAUUAUGGAUAAUAAUGGAAUACCUUGGUGGUGGCUCUGCCCUUGACCUUUUAGAACCAGGUUCGCUGGAUGAAAUCCAGAUUGCUACAAUAUUAAGAGAGAUUCUGAAAGGACUCGAUUAUUUGCAUUCAGAAAAGAAAAUUCAUAGAGAUAUUAAAGCUGCUAAUGUGCUCCUCUCAGAACAAGGAGAAGUCAAGCUAGCAGACUUUGGUGUAGCUGGACAAUUAACUGAUACACAAAUAAAGAGAAACACAUUUGUGGGCACACCAUUUUGGAUGGCACCAGAAGUAAUAAAGCAAUCUGCUUAUGAUUCAAAGAGACCAACGGCCAAAGAACUCCUGAAGCACAAAUUUAUAAUACGAAAUGCAAAGAAAACUUCCUACUUGACAGAUCUCAUUGACAGACAUAAAAGAUGGAAGGCCGAGCAGAAUCAUGAUAAUUCCAGCUCUGAAGAUUCAGAUGG